This is a messenger RNA of Mus pahari (shrew mouse), 4651 nucleotides long. RefSeq names its product homer scaffold protein 1 (gene Homer1). NCBI's taxonomy places the organism in Eukaryota, Metazoa, Chordata, Mammalia, Rodentia, Muridae. The coding region runs from base 1542 to 2642 and encodes 366 amino acids. Gene Ontology annotation, molecular function: G protein-coupled glutamate receptor binding. Gene Ontology annotation, biological process: regulation of store-operated calcium entry; G protein-coupled glutamate receptor signaling pathway. The record is from RefSeq and is a predicted model, not a curated record. The transcript is spliced from 10 exons. Gene Ontology annotation, cellular component: cytoplasm; dendrite; postsynaptic density.
UCCUCCUGCGGGGAGGAUGGAGACACAGCGCGAGCACCCGGCGUGCGGAGCGGACGAGGCCGUGGCGGCCCAGAGCCAGCACAGGAGCCGAGCGCACUGCCCGUCCGCCGCCGGCCGCUAGGGGAGGGGAAGGAAAAAGGGACGGACCGACGGACCGGUCGGCUCGUCCCCCUCCGGGGUGGUUCCUCAGCGCCCGGGUCCGAGCCCGGGCCCCGCCUCCGCCGCGCCCCACCUCCUCCGCGGGCCUGCGGCGGCGGCGGCGCUCCGCCCCUCGAGCCGAGAGGGCCGCGCUCUCCGCCCCGCCCCGCCCCGCCCCGCCCCCUCUCCUGCUCGGCUGCCGUGCUCGCCUCACGCCGGCGGCGCGGACCGGGAAGCGGCGCCCUCGCCUGCGCUCGGUUCGGAGCCCGCUCCGUGGAGUCGAGAGGCAGCGACGGGCGCCAGGCCGCCCGGGCCGACGGAGGCAGCCGCCGAGGGGAGUGUAAGGAGGCAGCGGCAGCCCCGGGAAUGUGAGGCGGCGCGGAGCGGGAGAGACGAGCCGGGGUGGGGGCACGAGCCGCGGCUGCCGUGCCUCGGACGAGCCGCCAGCCUCUCGCCUCAGCGCGCGGCCGCCGGGAGCUUGGGGGCUGGGUGCAGGGGACCGCGCGGGGCUGGCUUCUCUGAUUCAUUCAUUCUCCGCCGUCGGGAGCCCGAGGCCGCGGGUGCUGCGAGGAGAGGCGGGAAGAGGGGGCGGCCGCGAGCGGGGCUCCAUUGUGCUCGGCGGGGGCCGGGAAGCCGAGGGAGGUGGGCACGGGCGCCCUGCGCUGCUCCCCGGCGGCUGCGCCCCCAGCUAGCCGCCAGCCUGGAAAUGGCUCCGCUGCUGCUCCUUGGGCGAACGAAUCGAUCCUUCCCAGCCUUCUCUGCCUGCUCUCCACCUCCUCUCUGCUCCGAGUCUUAGGAGGACGAACAUUGAAAGGACAGAUUCCAAUGUGGUGUGCCGUGCACAUCGGGAGCGGCUGGGGUUUGCACUUCGAGAUUUCUUCUAUAUAAUUUUUUUUUUUUUUAACGUAAGGGAGGCAGUAGCAUUGCUGCCUGUAGGAUUUUUAUUCAAGUGCACGUCGCGUUGGGUUGCACGCUCCACCCCCCAGGGACCUGGUGUGGUGAAAUUUGAACCCACCGCCUUAGCCUAAAAGGCCGAGUAACCUGGCUGCCUCAGUGUCGUGGAAGACGUGAGCGAAAUGACCAGCGAACUCAUUUUUUUAUCAGACUCGCUGAAGCUGGCUUUUGCGGUUUUCUACACGUACGCUUAAUUUUGUGGAAUAGUUAAGUGCUAUAUUCUCCGCGCAACCUUUUCAAAUUCCAAAUGUUUGAACGUUUUGGUGUCAGCGCGAGUGAAAUCAUUUUACCGACAAGAACUAACUGAAUUGUCUGCCUCGUUGAGUUGCCUCCGGAAAAGAUCUCGGGGGUGGAAAAGCAACUGCAAAAUAACAGACGGAGAAAAUUCCUUGGAAGUUAUUUCUGUAGCAUAAGAACAGAAACUUCAGAGCAAGUUUUCAUUGGGCAAAAUGGGGGAGCAACCUAUCUUCAGCACUCGAGCUCAUGUCUUCCAGAUUGACCCAAACACAAAGAAGAACUGGGUACCCACCAGCAAGCAUGCAGUUACUGUAUCUUAUUUUUAUGACAGCACAAGAAAUGUGUAUAGGAUAAUCAGUUUAGAUGGCUCAAAGGCAAUAAUAAAUAGCACCAUCACUCCAAACAUGACAUUUACUAAAACAUCUCAAAAGUUUGGUCAAUGGGCUGAUAGCCGGGCAAACACUGUUUAUGGAUUGGGAUUCUCCUCUGAGCAUCAUCUUUCAAAAUUCGCAGAGAAGUUUCAGGAAUUUAAAGAAGCUGCUCGGCUUGCAAAGGAGAAGUCGCAGGAGAAGAUGGAACUGACCAGUACCCCUUCACAGGAAUCAGCAGGAGGAGAUCUUCAGUCUCCUUUAACACCAGAAAGUAUCAAUGGGACAGACGAUGAGAGAACACCCGAUGUGACACAGAACUCAGAGCCAAGGGCUGAGCCAACUCAGAAUGCAUUGCCAUUUUCACAUAGUGCUGGGGAUCGAACCCAGGCCCUCUCUCAUGCUAGUUCAGCCAUCAGCAAACACUGGGAGGCCGAGCUAGCUACUCUCAAAGGCAACAAUGCCAAGCUCACUGCAGCCCUGCUGGAGUCCACUGCCAAUGUGAAGCAGUGGAAGCAACAGCUUGCUGCGUACCAAGAGGAAGCAGAGCGGCUGCACAAGCGGGUCACUGAGCUGGAGUGUGUUAGUAGUCAAGCAAAUGCUGUGCACAGUCACAAGACAGAGCUGAACCAGACAGUGCAGGAACUGGAAGAGACACUGAAAGUAAAGGAAGAGGAAAUAGAAAGAUUAAAACAAGAAAUCGAUAAUGCCAGAGAACUCCAAGAACAGAGGGACUCUUUGACUCAAAAACUACAGGAAGUUGAAAUUCGAAAUAAAGACCUGGAGGGGCAGCUGUCUGACCUAGAACAGCGCCUGGAGAAGAGCCAGAAGGAACAAGAGGCUUUCCGCAGUGACCUGAAGGCACUCUUAGAAAUUCUGGAUGGAAAAAUAUUUGAACUAACAGAAUUACGAGAUAAUUUGGCCAAGCUACUGGAAUGCAGCUAAAGAGAGUGAAAUUUCAGUGCCAAUAGAUGGAGAGAUGCUGUCUGUGCCAAUAGAUGAAGAGAUGCUGUCUGUCUUCCUAGGACUGUUUGGGCUCCGUACCAAGAUUGCACAAAAUUUUUUGAAUAUCAUUCCUCCAGGAGGAGGGUGUUUUGAAAAUUGGAAUUGUAUAUUUCAGUAUAAAUUUUAGAAUUUAGCUUAUAACUAGUUGGGGAAAAAAAAGACAUGAAAAACUUGAACUACAAAUUACCUCCAUAUAUAUUGGCCAUAGUUAACCAGAAAGUUAUAAGUAGACACUUUAAUGCAAUCUUUUCCCCCUGAUAUUAGCCAAUGGGAGAAUUAACAAUGUCUGGGUCCCUUCUCUUUUUGUUCAACACAGUGAAGAUUAUCUGCUUUUUAAAUUUAUUUAUGAUAUCUACAGCUGUGUUUUGUGCAAAAACUUAGUAAUGGAAGCCCUGUCUUUGUUGUUAUCAGAAUAAUUUCUCAGGAUAUUUUUUCGCUGCUGAGAAAGGGCCAUUACCAAUUAAUCCUUGCCAGGAGUUGGGGAGCUAUGCCUCUAAUUGGGACUCGCUAUCAGUGAGUGUCUGGAGUUCUUCCCUUUUUGUGCUGGGAGUGCUUUCACUCUAGUGACUGCUCUGGCACACUCUGCUAUCUCCAGUCUUGUCUGUUGUAUAGUUUACUUUCCAUAUUGAUUCCAUGUAUUUAUGAGAAGAUACUGUCUCCCAUUUUAUUAUACAUUUUAAAGCCAGCUAAACAAAGGCAGCUGAGUCCCUCAGAUAUCUUUCUUUUUAAAUUUAUAGUAAAUUUGACACACAGAACUGAAAUACAACAGUCCAUCCUUGACGGUUUAGUCUAGCAAUGUUAAGUAUACUUACAGAAAAUAUGCAGUUACAUUUAUUUAUAUAUUUGGCAAGAAAUCUUUUCUGAGUGAUCAAUGCAUUUCAAUUUAUGAAAAAUAAUGGUUAGGGGGCACUGUUUAUUAUAGAUAAUUUUAAGGUAUAUAACUGUUUUCAAGGACGGCCACUUCCACCUAGCAGCCAAGCAGAGGACUGUAUCUAAAUUGUGACUGUGGCAGGUGGGUCUUCACAGAAACCAUGUCUGUAUUCAAACUUCACAAGGCAAUAUUUUGAACUGUUAACUAGGCAUUUCAAAAUAGGAAAUACCUUCAACAGGCUCUUCUCCAAGAGCAGGUUUUACUGUUGUUUUGAUGUAAUUUUAAGACAUUUAGCAAACAUGCAUUUCUUUAUAUGAUACAUUUCUUUCACAAAACAAUUUAAAAGUAAGCCAAGUGCUGUCUGCUCUGCGAGUAGGAAUUGCAUCAGAAUACGUAUAUCUUGCUGUAUAAUGCCUGUGAUAAUGAAGAGGGUUCUUUUUAGUGUAUGCUCGAGUACCUAACUCUGGAGUCAAUGAAUGCACUGAAUUUUUUUUUUUUGUUUGUACCCCAAAUGAAUUGUUAAAUACAAAUUAAGCAGAUUAACCCAUUUUUUCCACUCAAACAGAAUCUUUAGUACGAGUUUUGUUUUAUAUUUAUGUGUAUGUAUGUAAAUACAUACAUAUUAAUUUAUAUUAGAGUUAAAAAUAAAUUGUUUGUUUCUAAAGAUAGUUUCUACAAUAAGGUGUCUCUGACACAUGUGUAUCAGACACUGGACCACCAUGUAUUCUCUGUGCUAUUCCAUCAUGCCUGUCACCUCCAUCAACCUUAGGGUAUUUUCCUUACCUGUCUAUUAUAGAAAGAAUCAUUUAGGUACACAUGCUCAGAGCUGAGAUACUUCUCUGAUAAAUCAGGUAAUAAAAUUUAUUUGAUGGAUAGAAUUUUGAAAACAUAUGAUUUUAUCUAUGAGUUUCUGAAUAUCAAAGAAUACCAGGUUUUCAUUUAAAUAGAGGACUAACACUAGGGAUCAGGGGAUUUAGUUAUGAAGAGUUUAAAAAAAAUCUUAAAAAAAAACACAAUAUAAGCUGUUGAUAUGGUAAGCGAAUUAUUUUAAUGAUGUAAUAAAAUAUUUUUAAAUUUU